Messenger RNA from Cylindrotheca closterium, 2835 nucleotides. The record is from the annotation of a GenBank genome assembly. Lineage: Eukaryota; Bacillariophyta; Bacillariophyceae; Bacillariales; Bacillariaceae.
AUGCCUUCCUUUCAGGUGAGAGUCAUCGACCAAACCAAAGAUGGUAUGGAGAUCGAAACGGAAUAUGAAAAAGCAAGAAUGAGCAUGAUGUCCAUGUCGUCGGAACAGCCUUCCUUUGAUGGCCAUAUGGUACAGGAGCUGCCUUCGUCUCGCGUCAAGCACGUGGAUGACGAAAAGUGGGAAGCCUCCUCGACGGCCAAGAAAUAUUUGGCAAGAUUGAAGAAAGCAAGGUUGCAACGACAGAAAACCUCGCUAUGGAAUCAAUCGCAAACUACCAAGUUGGCGGCCGCUACCAAUAGAGAGGCGCGUGAUCCCGUCGAAAACAUUCGUGAGAACCCCAAAAGUCACUGCCGUCCCAAUAUUGAAGUUGAUGAGGAUGAGCCACCGGUUGAGAAGCCAGUUGAACAUCAACGAGAAGAACACGGUGAAAGCCUCUACGGAGCAGAGGAUGAUCGUGAAGUUUUGUUCUCUGCUUCUACAAUGUCGGAUUCCGAAAGUCUAUUGGAAGAAGAGAAAGUGAGCAACACUGAACGUUACCACCGUAUGAUCAACGAUCCCUAUGGCUUCCCAGAUUAUUCUGCUGUUAACUCCAUCCCACCAGUGGUGCUAGUUUCCAACAAAUCCUCAACCAGCGAGGAUCUUGAGAAGAACAACUUGAAGCGUGACAAUACCGAUACUACCGAGGAAAAUGACAGUGCCAUCCUGGAAAAGUCGGGUUCCGACGACAGCUGGGACAUAAUGAACAAGUACGAUAGGAAUGCUGUAGAUGGACAAAACUCCACCACCUCGGAGCCUGUUGGCGAGAAAGCACCCCCGCUGGUUGAGCAAAAACCCUUCAACGAGUCCAAGAACAAAAGAGAUCCUCCAACACGUGGCGAUGAAUUAUUGGGUGUCAAUCGCAUUGAUGACAAUAAGGGGAUGGAUUUCCAGCCUCCAACUGAACAACAUCAUCCGUCUCCACAAACAAAGUCAGGAAACCGGAACAACGCUGCUCUUGAUCCGACUAUGGAAUCUAACGAGUGGGGGGUUGAGCCACAACCUUCUUUUGGCAACGUUUUAGAUGUCCCAUGCGAUGAGCUACUUGUUGCAACAAAGACAUGCAAGAAAGACACUGUGGAAAGUCAGGAAAAGGUAUCCGAAGAAGAACCCGACAGACAGUGUGUGCCUGCUGGAGCCGCAGAAAACACCGUUGCGCCCAUCCAGAAAACCAAACGGGACCGGGACCCCCACAACGACUUUCCCAAACAAAGCGUGCUCGAGCUCCUAAUGAAAAGAGCGGAGAUGAGCAACUUAGCCAAGAAGAAGGCCAGAAGCACUGGGGAUGAUGCGACUGUUGCGAGCGAGCAACUCUCUAAAGCAUCGAAGUUUAAGGGUCAUGUGAUCCCUCCAGUUGUGGCAAUCGACAAGAGAAAUCCUGGAGAGGAAGUGAUAACAUGGUCUAGUUCACCUCCACACAAAAAAGAAAUCAUCGAAAGUGCACAGAAAAUUGAUCUUGACUGCCCUUCUCCAGUUGAUGAGGAGAACGUGAAUCCCAAGCAAAAGAGCUCAGAGUCUUCCAAAGCAUUGUUGGAUUCUGCUUUCAAAAUGAUCGCUAGACUCGAAAAAGAGAAUGCCGAAAAAGAUGCAAAAUUGAGAAGUUCGGGUCUCUACAUGGAGACUCUCGAAAAGAAACUUUUCGAGGACAAAACGGCCAUGGAAGAAGAGAGGAAGAGACGCGUUAAUAUCGACUCCGAAGAAGUCAGUCGAUUGAAGGAAAAGGUGUCAGGUACUUUGGACAACUUGAAUGCUGAAGAAGAAAAGGGGAAAGCUUUGCAAAAGCUGGUCAAUGAACUCAAAGAGGAGCUCAAGACAGAGAAGAGUGUUAUCGGCAAGAAGCAACAGGAGAGUAUUGCCACCAAGAAAGAGCUUCUUGAACGCGAACGCAAUCAAGUUAUGCAGCUACGGGCUACAUUGGCGGAGAGAGAUCAGACGUUAGAACACACAAAGAGCCGAGUCAUCGAAUUAGAAGAGAAGCUCGUUUCGUCCCAUAAGCGUGCAGCACAGGAGGAGACCAAAGCGACAGAACUACGAGCGGCCCUCCAAGAAAAUGAAGCUCAAUUGGAAAAGACAAUGAUCAAGCUGGACCAUACAAGCAUGCGGCUGAAGGUUUUCCUUGAUAUUCAGAACGCAAGCGGAGAAGUCAAACGCAACGAAGACAUCAUGGAGGAGUUGAAGCGAAGCAUCGAGUCUCGGCAAAAGCUGAUUGAUCAAGAAGAAGAGAAAAAGAAGGAACUUUUCUCCAAGCAACUGGAAAACGCAUCUCUGGCUGAAGACCACCAAGCGAGUGCAAAAAAGGUUGAGGAAAGUCUAGAGAAGUACUACCAGCUAAUCCAAAAGGAAAAGGAUGAAGUCCAACGUCUGAAAAUUCUCGGAAAGGAAAAGGAAGAGCAGAUGGCCAAGGAAAAGAGCAUGGUCGUAGACAUUGAAAAUACCAUCGUCCGAAAGCAUGCUAUGGUUGAUCUUGAAAAGGUAAAGCAGAAGGCGCUUGAAAGUUCUAUCGCUCAGAAAGGUAGGCUGGUGGAAAUGGAAGCGUCAAAAAUGCGGGAACACAAAGCUUUAUGUGCCGAACGAAAGCAGCAAAUUGAAACGGAGAAGGAAGAAAUUCAGCGUGCCAUUCAAGAGAAAGAGGAAUUGCUUUGUUCCGAGAAAGCGGCGAUUGAGUACUUGCAACAGGUGAUUAGCAUGAAAAAGUCACUCCGCGAGGAGAAGAGAGCUUUGGAAAAGGACGACCCAACCCAUUUCAAAUAUGACGGCUCACGUGUUGCAGAACUGCGGUCACUUUAUGGAAACAAUUAG